Parasteatoda tepidariorum (common house spider) is the source of this 375-nucleotide messenger RNA. NCBI's taxonomy places the organism in Eukaryota, Metazoa, Arthropoda, Arachnida, Araneae, Theridiidae. The record is from RefSeq and is a predicted model, not a curated record.
UGCGAUGAGAAUGAAUCCUUUGUAUGUGUUAUUGCCUUUAACUGUGACCAGUUCUUUCGCUUUCAUGCUGCCUGUUGGAACACCCCCUAAUGCAAUUGUAUUUGCAAGCAGUAAUAUGAAAAUCAUGGAUAUGGUUAAACCAGGUAUUUGGAUGAACAUCGCGUGCUUGGCUGUUCAAAUGCUCAUGAUAAAUUCUUUGGGAGCUGUUAUAUUUGAUGUCCACAAUUUUCCAAGCUGGGCCAAUAAUACUGUUCUACCUGUUACUAUAAUGUCAUCUAACGAAACAUUACUUAAUAGCACUGCAAAAUUUUAAUUCUUUGAUAACAGUAAAACUUUGCCGUCUUUUAAUCUGUUUUGCAGUCAUUCAAUGUCCUU